CAAUGCAAACUUCUUUCUCAGAAAUGGUCUAUGAUCCAUGCAUAUUAUCAGGGCAACAUCAUGGUCGACUUUGCAAAACAGAAGUCGAGAGAACAGGUACUACGAGCGUCGACCAGCAGUUUGCCCGCUGUAACGUUCAGAGAAGGAGCCCCGARCGUGGACUUAAGAGGAUAGCAGAGCUUACUAUGAAUAAAGCGAAUCGCGAUAGCGUUCUUGUCAUGGAGUCYACCAGGGAUAACACUCCGGUCGAGUUACAGAAACAUCACUCCAUUGAAUCGGCAUUGAUACAGGCAUCUAGCAAAGGUUACACUAUAGAAAUGAUACUUGGCAAACACGARAAAUCGAAAGCGAAGAGCCAGCCGGCGAAAAAUGAAAACGUUACCUUCCCAGCUGACGUAGAGCACGAGGCAAAUGACGAGGCCCAAAGUCCGAAUGAAAAGGAUGACUCAUUUGGCGCAGAGUCCGAAAGUUCAAGCGAGGAUAGCAAGUCCAGAAAGAUGCGCAGGAGUAGAACUACGUUUACAACAUACCAAUUACACCAGCUCGAAAGAGCGUUUGAAAAAACUCAGUAUCCAGAUGUUUUCACUCGCGAAGAGCUAGCUUUAAGACUCGACUUGAGCGAAGCUCGAGUGCAGGUUUGGUUUCAAAAUAGAAGAGCUAAAUGGAGAAAGAAAGAGAAGGCAAUGGGUCGAGAAAGUCCAAAUUAUCUSUACCCCUCCCCURCAGACUACCGCCGUGAAAUGCACGAUAUUCAACAGCUUUCAGGAUCAUAUCAUGGCAUGCCUUCUGGGGCAAUAGCAGAGAGAUGGGGCGCUCAUGUACCRGCCCUUAGUUUAGUGUCCCCWUACGCUGCACUCCCYCCGUCAUUUAGCCCGUAUGGACAUCUUCAUGGCUCAACACCUUURUCUCCUACAUCCCCGGGGUUUUAUCCUACGGCAUUUGUAAGAAGUCCUUACCUUCACCCUGCAAUGGUACCUUAUGUGAAGUCACCUGUAAGCCCCCGAGAGGGACAUGACAUGAGAAAGACAAGUAUCGAGGAUCUUAGACAUAAAGCGAGGAAACACUCCGAAUCGAUGACAUCGUCCCCUACAACAGAAGAAGACGAUAUCGUAUCUAAGUAAUUAUGAACAUUUUUUAAAAAUGAUUUAAUUGGGUUCUGCCAAACKUUGGUGACAAAGAAUUUAUGAAAUUUAUUGAAUGUACAAUAUUAUUUGCAUUUCGCUUUCUACAAAGCAGCUUUGAUGUUUGGGUGAAAAAUUUAUUAUUUGUACUGUMAGUGAUAUUUAUUAUAAUAAGCAAAUAAUAGGCGUGGGGUUUCCUAGGUUUGGAGAUAUCGAAAUUUUAAUUUAUAAUCACAAAUUCAUCCACCACGAUAUGUACCGACAAAAACAACCAAUCAACCAUCAGGUGCGGAACUGGGGGAAAGGUUUAACUUAAUGUGGGGGCUGCAACCUUCCUUUGAGGACUACUGGUUAGAAGUUGAGCUUAAAAUGAUAAUACAUUGUUUGGGCAUUUCAUGACAUGUAUCUUUUUUAUGUUACGUUGGUAAAUCUGUCGGAAAAAUAGAAAAUUAAAAAAUCUAAACUUCUAAGCAGGAGUAAAAACUUCUAUAAAGUGAGUCAACAGCAAAAGAUUGCAUAACUGACAAAGCCCAGAAACAGUGGGUAACGCAACAACAACAACAGCAACAUAACAAGAAAACCAACAACUAAAAAACUAAAAACAAACAACCAGGCAUAGAAUAAUGAAAAAUUAUACAAAACGUAAAAAAAUAAUAAUCAUCAUCAUCAUAAGAAGUCGACCAGUUCAUACCGUGGCACAAUGACUAGAUGAAUCGUGAACACACCAUAGAGUAACCACGUGGAACCAUCAGUAAAUGCCAGAAUUGACAACAUUCACAACGCAGUGGUUAGCAGAAAUUAUUUGCACAAUAGAUCAUGCUGGAUAUCUUUUCCGUGAGUACUUUAUGGUGAACUGAGCUCUAAUUAUUGUGUCAUUCUAGUUUUGAUGGAUAAAUGUAAAUAUUUUCUCAAAAUUUAGGCGUUUUGACAAAUGUAUGACCAAUUUGUAAUACACAUUUCAGAAGAUUUAUAUUCAUCAAUAAAAUAUUUGGA
This is a messenger RNA of Exaiptasia diaphana, 2114 nucleotides long. RefSeq names its product retinal homeobox protein Rx1. Gene Ontology annotation, biological process: regulation of transcription by RNA polymerase II. Bases 3 to 1121 code for a protein of 372 amino acids. The transcript has 4 exons. NCBI's taxonomy places the organism in Eukaryota, Metazoa, Cnidaria, Anthozoa, Actiniaria, Aiptasiidae. Gene Ontology annotation, molecular function: DNA-binding transcription factor activity, RNA polymerase II-specific; RNA polymerase II transcription regulatory region sequence-specific DNA binding. The record is from RefSeq and is a predicted model, not a curated record.